UUGCGUUAAGUCCCAGUGGACAGAGUUCACUCCGACAAACAUCACACGAAAGCCGGCGAGGAGCUGCGGCGACGCGGAGCAGGCAGAGGACGCUCUUCCAGACAGGUGUGAGAUGAUCUGAGGCUGAGCACCAAACAUUGGCAAAGGUUUCCAGUGUUAAACUCGACUCCAUGUCCAGAAGAAGAGAGGAAUUUAAGUUAAGACAACCCGCAAAACACAGCAGUGCUCCAGAGCUGUGAAUGGACGCGGUGGAGAUCCCGUAAAAGGACAGAUUAUUUCCACCAUUCUGAGCUUUGUCCCUGGAUAUUCGCUCACUUUAUAAACAAGGCGCAGCCGAGAGCCGCGGAGAUGGAUGUGGCUGCGGACCAGCCCCGCUGGAUGCAUCACCACGCCGUGCUGAACGGUCAACACCCGGACAGCCACCAUCCCGGCCUGGGCCACAACUACAUGGAGCCCACGGCGCAGCUGCUGCCUCCGGAUGAGGUGGAUGUGUUUUUUAACCACCUGGACUCACAGGGAAACCCGUACUACCACAACCCAGCCAGGGCCAGAGUGUCCUACAGCCAAGCGCACGCUCGUCUGACGGGGUCUCAGGUGUGCCGGCCUCACCUCCUCCACAGCCCGGGCAUCUCGUGGCUGGACGGGGGGAAGGCGGCCCUGUCGGCCCACCACCACCACAACGCCUGGGCCGUCAGCCCGUUCAGCAAGCCCAGCCUGCACCACCCGGGCUCCGCGUCCCCCGGCGCGCUCUCCGCCGUCUACCCGUGCAGCAGCACCUCGAACGCCGUCUCCGCGUCCUCGCUGACGCCGCCGUCCCACUCCGGCUCGCAUCUGUACACCUUCCCCCCGACGCCGCCCAAAGACGUGUCCCCGGACCCCGGGGCCGCGUCCCCGUCCUCCUCCUCCGCCACCAGGAUGGACGAGAAGGAAUCUAUCAAAUACCAAGUGUCGCUGCCGGAGGGCAUGAAGAUGGAGGGCUCCAGCCCGCUGAGGAGCAGCCUGGCUUCCAUGAGCGCGCAGACCCCCUCCACCCACCACCCCAUCCCGACCUACCCCCCCUACUCCCUCCCCGCGGCCCACGAGUACGGCGGCAGCCUGUUCCACCCGGGCAGCCUGCUGGGAUCCUCGUCCGGCUUCUGCACCAAGAAUAAAGGCAAGACACGGUCCUGCACCGAGGGGCGGGAGUGUGUGAACUGCGGAGCCACAUCCACACCUCUGUGGAGACGCGACAGCACCGGACACUACCUGUGCAACGCCUGCGGCCUCUACCACAAGAUGAACGGGCAGAACAGACCGCUCAUCAAACCCAAACGCAGACUGUCUGCAGCCAGACGAGCAGGCACCUGUUGUGCUAACUGUCAGACGACCACCACCACUCUCUGGCGGCGCAAUGCAAAUGGGGACCCCGUGUGCAACGCCUGCGGCCUCUACUAUAAACUGCAUAACGUGAACCGACCUCUCACCAUGAAAAAGGAGGGCAUCCAAACGCGCAACCGCAAAAUGUCCAACAAGUCUAAAAAGUGCAAGCGCGGCGGCGACGGCUAUGAGGAGUUCUCCAAAAGCCUACACGACAAGAGCUCCCCCUUCAGCGCCGCCUCCCUGGCCAGCCACAUGACCAUGAGCCACUUGCCGCCCUUCAGCCACGCCGGACACAUGCUCCCCACGCCCACGCCCAUACACCCGUCGUUCGGCCACCCGCACCACUCCAACAUGGUGACGGCGAUGGGCUGAGCGGGCGAUUGGAGGCGGCUCCAUCACAGACUUGAGAUGGUGAAAUGAAGAGGGGCGGGCGGCGUGUACAGUGUUACAGACAUGCACUUUGUGUGUCUCCAUCUUGAUUGUCUGCUUACUGAUUUAUGCCAAUGGUGGACUGGAGAGAACAGGUGUGCUGUAAAAGGAAAAGACCUUUUACUUGAUAUCUAUAGGUACCAAAAUUAGGCGGAGAAAGAUUCUACUUCCUGUCAGACACACACACACACUCACACACACACACACACACACACAAACACAAAAAUAUCAUUGCACCUCACCGUUGUGUCCGUGCUGACAGACUGCAGUGUGGCUGAAAUGUGCAAAGCGAGUUACUGUGAAUAUUGUACAUGUGUGAGACUGAAGACGGACGGAGAUCUCCUUCACAACUUUAAAUGAAAAUAUGCUGGAUUUUUUUGCUCAUGGACGAUUUUAAAGGAGUUUUCACAAAAAGAAGCACGCAAACAAAAAAAAAAGGUUUAUAAAUUCUAAUUUGACACUGUUUAUUAUGAUUAUUGUUAUUAUAAUUAUUGUUAUUCAGAUAAUUUAUUUUCACAGUUGCUUUUUUUUUUUCCUUUGACUAUAAUACCUGAAUCAUAAUACGGAUGCUGUUAUCCCAGUUAUGAGUAUAUUUUUAGCUGAAGCGCCUUGUCUGAGCUGGUCGACAUUUAUACUCUUCAGAAAUAAAGAGAUAAAGUUUAUUACUCAAUCUGUUCUGCCUAUUCAAUAUCGGAUGGUUGAAUCUCAGAGAGGAGAAAGGAUACGUCUGAAAUUACAGCCAUUGUUUAUGAGACUCAUAAACGGGACCAUAGCCUUCUUUCUUUUUUUUUUUUUGAAGAAUUGCUCUAUGCGCUGCUACAAUUACCAUCUUAUGUUAACCAUCAGGCGGCCGGCAUCUUUUUCUGUAUUCCUCCUCCUCACCGGAGCAUUAGACUGGGGAGUCGGCAGAAAUGUUCUCACUUAAAGCUUUUCCAUAGAUGAUGCUAAUGUCUCCUGCAGGAGAAUAUAUUUACAUUCCUCUACUAAUAAUCUGUGUCAUAUUCACCAUGCAUUCAUACCAUCCUGCCAGAGUAAGAGCAUGUGCUUGCUCUUUGACACCUGUUUGAAAAAAAAUAAAAUACAAGCUGAGAUCUCGUGGCCAAUGCAUACUGUUGAUAAUAAAAAUAAAAGAUAUGUACAUCUA
Salarias fasciatus (jewelled blenny) is the source of this 2932-nucleotide messenger RNA. RefSeq names its product GATA binding protein 2b (gene gata2b). Gene Ontology annotation, molecular function: zinc ion binding; RNA polymerase II cis-regulatory region sequence-specific DNA binding; DNA-binding transcription factor activity, RNA polymerase II-specific. The record is from RefSeq and is a predicted model, not a curated record. The transcript has 6 exons. Gene Ontology annotation, cellular component: nucleus. NCBI's taxonomy places the organism in Eukaryota, Metazoa, Chordata, Actinopteri, Blenniiformes, Blenniidae. Gene Ontology annotation, biological process: positive regulation of transcription by RNA polymerase II; positive regulation of miRNA transcription; positive regulation of angiogenesis. The coding region runs from base 349 to 1731 and encodes 460 amino acids.